This is a messenger RNA of Electrophorus electricus (electric eel), 982 nucleotides long. RefSeq names its product superoxide dismutase 1, soluble (gene sod1). The record is from RefSeq and is a predicted model, not a curated record. Gene Ontology annotation, biological process: superoxide metabolic process. NCBI's taxonomy places the organism in Eukaryota, Metazoa, Chordata, Actinopteri, Gymnotiformes, Gymnotidae. Gene Ontology annotation, molecular function: copper ion binding.
UUAGGGAAAACUAAAAGGUUACUGGAAUAUAUAACAUUCUUUCCAGAAAUAUUAAUUUUUCACAGAUAAAAAACAACAACAACAACAACAACAACAACAACAACAGUACAGGGCCUUUAACAGGAGGUUCGGGCCUCUACGUCAAUCAGCGACGUUCGUUUGGAGUUUGGAGUAGGAGACGCGUUUGCUAUCGCGUUGAGUCACCUUGUUUGCGCCGCUGUUAAACGACAUGGCAACGAAAGCCGUUUGUGUCCUCAAAGGGACUGGAGUAGAGACUGGCACGGUUUACUUUGAGCAGCAGGGCGAAGGUGCACCUGUAAAGAUUACAGGAGAGAUCACUGGCCUGACCCCUGGCCUGCAUGGCUUUCACGUGCAUGCUUUUGGAGACAACACAAAUGGCUGCAUCAGUGCAGGGCCACAUUUCAACCCUAAAAACAAAAACCACGGUGGACCUAAUGAUGAAGUUAGACACUUUGGUGAUCUGGGGAAUGUUUCCGCUGGGGCCAACGGAGUUGCCAAAGUCAACAUCGAGGACAAACUCGUGUCAUUGACUGGCCCGAACUCGGUCAUUGGGAGGACCAUGGUGAUUCAUGCGAAGGAGGAUGACUUGGGCAAAGGGGGUGAUGAAGAGAGCCUGAAAACGGGCAACGCGGGUGGGCGCCUGGCGUGUGGUGUUAUAGGCAUCGCCCAGUGAGGUGGUUGUGUCCCCCCUGUGACCCCCCUUUCUUGCACUGGAACAGUGCAGGUGCCCCAGCUAGCACUUACAAGUUUAACCUUGUGGCUUGUUUAUAUUUUCCCAGGCUUAUCGCAUGAGUGUAACAAAUGGCACACUCAUAGCUGUGGAAGUCUGUUUUUGCAGUUUUUCCUUCUGUAAAUCUGUUAAUUUUGUUUCGUGGCCAAUUUGGAUAUCUUUGGCAGCAGACUUAAAGCAGGGUUUCUAUUGAAUGUUAUCAAUUUUGCAAUAAAGGUUUGCUGGGUACCA